Molecule: messenger RNA, 1821 nt
Organism: Pocillopora verrucosa
Lineage: Eukaryota; Metazoa; Cnidaria; Anthozoa; Scleractinia; Pocilloporidae
Source: RefSeq, a predicted model, not a curated record
UGUGAGGGAUUCAUAUAUGUAUGCGUGAAUGAAAUAUAUUUUUUGUGUUGGUUGAUGCAACUGUGGCAUAACAAAAUAGUGGAGGAUAAAGUGAGAUAAUCGGCAGUCAGGAUCUGGGCAUGGAAAAUAAUGUUACUGAGGAAGUCCGAAACCAGGAAGACGUGGAAAGCGGUUACAAUGACGGAGAGUCGGAAAAAGAGCAGGGAGAGCCUCAGAAACACGCAGAACUAAGUGGUGAACACUCUGAACCCUCUGUACACAAGGGAGGUGAAACUGAAGGAAACGACGAACCAAAAGAAGAUCACCAAGAGGCUAGAGAAAAGGAAGGUAAACCUGAUCAAGAAGUACAAAAGUGAGAUCAUGAACAAAGUGAUCAGUUUCACGUUGAGAUUGAUCAAAGAAAACCAAAGGUAGACCCUAACGAAUGCAAACAGCAGAAAGUUGAACUUAAACAGAAAAGAAGACCCACAAGGGAUCUCGGGAAACUUGGAAAGCAGCAGGUUGAAGUUAAAGAAGAGAAAAAAUCCGACGAAUACACAGGGGAAUCUAAACAGAAAACUGAAGAAGGCACGGUUGAUAAACCAGAAGAACGCGAGAAGCUAAUCAUUGAUAAAGAUAAAGACAAAAAGGACGACAACUUCCCAGAAGCCUCAGGGCGAGAAUCUCCAAAGGCACCACUGGCCACAUUUGAUGAUGACAGCGAUCUUGACGAGUUCACAGACAUACUGCAAGAAACAAAUCUGUGAGAGGCAGCGCUGCUUUCUCUAGUUCUUCUCUAUAUAACUACCGCUAGGCUAGUAUAUCAGUAUUAAAAUAGUGUGACGUUUUCUCUGGUUAUCUAUUUUAAGGAUUUGGUUUUAACUUAACCAUCGUUAAUUAGAGUUUUUGGUUUGUCUAUAAAUGCAUGGAGUGAUGAUGAACUACGUUACUGCUGGCAUCAAAAAAGUGCUUAUUUCUCAGUACUUCACCUGAAUAUCCGAGCACGUUUCUUAAAUUUUGGUACGAGUAUAAUUAAUAUAGAGCGAAUGUUAGAUGAUAAUGAUGCCUCUGUAUGGGAUGUCAUUCUAGGUGAGAAACAAGUAUACGGAGUUGGCUUUUCUAAAAUUAGUCAUUUAAGAGAUCAUGCGCACAAUUUAUUUAACUUUAUUUAAUUUUCAGAAGCUAAGCUUUGUUUUGUUACCAGCCAACAACACUGCAACAACGAGAGAUCUCUAUACCUUUUAAUGAUCGUUAAUUUUUAUUUAAAUGACUUUGAAUGUAUGAAAAACGUAAAUGUGAGCUACGUAGUAACAAAUGAAUAUGAGUUAUCCUCACAGAAAUGAACUCUGAACAAUGUCAAAAUAAAGCAUAUAUAUAUAUUAAGGCUUGAACGGGAGUUGAAGCCAUGACCAUCUUUGAUACCGGCGCAGUGCUCUACCAACUGAGCAAACAGGCCAACUAAAAGCCGGUCAUUUUUCUGGUUCGUAAUAAACUCGUUAAGUCAAGAAUAAGUGCCUGUGAAUAUGUGAAAAUCAUGAAUGUGAACUGUGGAUUGAUAAAUGAAUAUGAAAGUGAUCUAACUCAGCAAAUUAUUUAAAAGCUGGCUUCGUUAUAUAACAGUGCUAAGUCAUAAAUCGUAUUUAGCCCAUCACACACAUAUACUAUGUGCACAGGUCAUGUAUGUGCAAAGGUUACGAAAUGUGUGUGUGGCUAAUUUAUUUACUCGAACUUGUUGUUAUGAUUUAAGACGAAUGUAAUUAUUUUUGUAAAAGCUUGUGCAAACGCAAAGGAAGAAGGUAUUAAAGUUGCAAUUAUAAAGUGCCGGAGCAGUAAGCCGUACUU